AUCUUCCGUCGCGAUGGCUACCAGCGCAUGCCGUCCGACGACGCGAUAGACCUUGCCGACUUUCACGACUCUGACGGCCCUAGUCCCAGUAGCCCGAUGAUCCCUCAACACACUCAACACAUUCAACAUACGAGGUCUAUUCCUCGUGUGCCCGUCGGCUCCAAGGCCAGCACACCCGCAACCCCUCGUUCGUUCCAAGCCCUCAUGGAGACACCACCCGACUUGAGCGCCGCCUCGCCUCCCCCGCCCGCCUAUUCCGCCUCUUCGUCGCCGCGAAAGUCUCCAGCCUCCCGCUUUAGAGCUUGGCUGUCUGGAUCACGGACCCCGUCGGCGGACACGGACAACACGGCCCGUCCCUCGUACGACGAUGCGCAACAGUCGGGGCUAGUUUCGCCUGGCAUCGUCAUCACCGGUGCCGCGGAUACUACCUGUGAAGACGUCGGUCUGGGAAACACGGACCGAUCGGGUCAUACACUCGGGCCGAAUUUUCAUACUACUACGACUACUACUCAGAAUAUCGCCAACCAAAACGGUGACCGUGACGACGAUGACGACGACGACGACGACGACGACAAACCCCUCAGUACACGAUAUAACGAACCGCCGAACUACUGUAGUUCGAAAAAGGACGUCUACAUGAGCCGUGCCUCUUGGCUGUCCAUCUCCAUCCUCGUCUUGUCCAUCUACUCCACCGCCCUCAGCUGCCUCUGGUUCCUCGUCGCCAUCAUCCAGCCGCGAUGGGGCCGCGCCAUCUCCACCAGCGGCGGCAUGGCCCCAUCGACCGCCUCCGUCCUUACCACGCUGUUCGCAAAGACCAUUGAAAUGUCUUUCGUCACCGUCUUCAUCUCUUUCCUCGGCCAGGUUCUGACCCGCCGUUCCUUCAUCAAGGGAGCAGGCGGCAUGACGCUGGCCGAAAUGACCAUGAGGAACUGGGUUCUUCAACCGGGGUCUCUCAUCACCCACUGGCAGACGCUUCCCUCUGCCGGUCUCACGUUCCUCGGAGCCGUCUCCUUGACCGCCACCCUCGCCGCCAUGUUUUACACCACCGCGUCCGAGGCCAUGGUCACGCCAAAGCUCAAGUAUGGCGGCUGGGAGAGGAAGCUGCUGGAAGGUCGCGUUCGCUCCUCGUAUGCCAAUCCCAACUUUGUCAACGAGGCCUGUCUCAGUCCACUGCGUCAGUUGGAUCCCAUGGGCGAACUGACGGCCGGCGGCUCCUGUCUUGACGUUCAAUUCUCGGGACAAUCAUACCGCAACUUCAUGUCCUUCUUGGCCGCAUGGCAGGAUAUCCAGAUGACAGGGGUCGGCCGGGAGGAACACAUCAAGCGGAGACCGGUCGGCACAGCGAUACUGCAUGACAACACCACCAUGACGUCGGCUUGGAUCGACGCCGAGCACGCGGACGUGGCUGGGCUCUUCGACAAGUACGGUCGCAUCAUCAAUAACGUCACCCUGGCCAUGCCGCACCCAGGCGUGUACGCUGCAGCCACCGAUCCGGUCAACGGAAUCCUCCAGCCGCAAGAGCUGUCAGAUGUGGGCGAGUAUACCAUCAAGGCCAGCGUCGUGUCGCCGGCGGUCAACGUCAUGUGCGUCAAUAUGGACGAGGACGAGCUCGCCCCUCUGGUCUACACCACAUGGGAGGACGCUGAGGUGGAAAGGACCGGUGUGGAUGACCAGAUAAUCGGCCACGAGAGGUGGAAUGAAGAGGUGCCGGUCAUUGCGGAGGAUGAGUGGCUGAACCGAACUGCGGUGGACGACAUUUUCCGAUGGGGUCCGAAAUAUCAGAGACGACCACCCGUCUUUCAGCUCUAUCCUGCCGAUUUCAACAUGUUGGUGAACACCUCUUACGUUGGGCCACAUGCCGAAUGGAACCAACCAAGUCGAGAUGCAAUCUACGUUCUCGCCAAGCCCGCCUCCAUGGCGAACUAUACCCUCUGCGAGAUGCGGUCCUGGGUAUCUCCUUAUUGUUCGACUCAUUUCAACAUCUCCGGCACAGCUGGUGCCCAUCUGCGUGCGCACUGCGAGGAUCCGGAUGACGUGGACAGUUAUGUCGGAGCCUUCCCGGACGUAACCUGGUCGAUUCCCAACGCCGACUGGGCAAACCUUGCCGACCAAUGGCGCCUCUCCAUGGACCUCAACGGCGGCACUUACAACGUCAAUGCGUCCAACGCCCGUAUCCUAUCACAGCUCGUGCUCUCCCAUCCCUCCCUCAACGCCGCGCUCCCUUCCAUCGCCGAAGCCCUGGCCGUGCUCUCGUCCUCCACCCUGAGCAUCGCCUCCCUCUCCACCCCCUUCGUCCACUACUGGGAGCACCCCUUCCCGAUCCUAGAAGCCCCGGGCGCGCUGCAACCCUUCAACGCGUCGAUCCGCACGCAGGAAUACACGUCCUCGCACACCUUCGCCUGGCACAACAUCUUCCACGUCGUCCUCUUUCUCGUCUUCGCCAUCAACAGCUUCUGCCUCGCCUACCUCCUGGCCCGCUCCGGCCUAGUCACCGACUUCACCGAGCCGCAGAACCUCUUCGCCCUCGCGGUCAACUCGCCGCCCAGCGGGGCCGUGAGCGGUUCGUGCGGCGCGGGACCUGAUUCCAGGGCUCUGGUCGCACCGUGGCGGGUCGGCUUUGCGCGGAGCGUGAAUCAUUACUUCUUCGAAGAGGCUGGGCCGAGGGCGGUGGCGUCGGGGAAGAGGGGCGGACGGGGUUGGGGCGGAAAGCCUGCAAAUACGAGUGGGUAUGACGAGGGCGGUGGGGAUGGAGGCGAAGCGGGAGGGAAAGGGACGGGCGGUAAGAGGAGCAGCUUUAAGACGUUGAGCUCGAGUCGCUCGUGGUUGUGAAUAGAUCUGUGGCUUGUUCGCUUCCUACUGUUCACCUUCCGGCUGAUCCGGAAAUCGGCGACUGCCUCAAGGGGUAUAGGGGACUCCGGGACCGGUUUAAAUUCGGGCCUGUGCCCCUAGCUUUCUCCUUCAAGUUCGGAUAUCACGGAAUACUGCUUUAUGCCUACUGGGCAGUCUUUGCGAAAAGCUUCAAAAGCAGCGGACUUCGAGAUUAUGCUUAGGUGAUACGCGUGUAGACUCCUACUGUGUCUCAACAACGUUCAGAGCUGCCAAGAGCUGUCAUGAUCGCCAAGUAUCCCGCCAAGUACGCCAAGCUCACGGUUCCGGGCGAUUGUUUUACGGAUAUUUCUUAUUUGCUAUUUUUAGGUAUCUUUUCCAUAUUUUUAUUUUAUUAGACUGCAAAGUAACGAGAG
Molecule: messenger RNA, 3242 nt
Organism: Sodiomyces alkalinus F11
Lineage: Eukaryota; Fungi; Ascomycota; Sordariomycetes; Glomerellales; Plectosphaerellaceae
Exons: 7
Coding region: 28-2829 (933 amino acids)
Source: RefSeq, a predicted model, not a curated record